Leptopilina boulardi is the source of this 1061-nucleotide messenger RNA. RefSeq names its product cofilin/actin-depolymerizing factor homolog (gene tsr). Bases 146 to 592 code for a protein of 148 amino acids. Gene Ontology annotation, cellular component: actin cytoskeleton; cytoplasm; actin cortical patch. NCBI's taxonomy places the organism in Eukaryota, Metazoa, Arthropoda, Insecta, Hymenoptera, Figitidae. The transcript has 3 exons. Gene Ontology annotation, molecular function: actin filament binding. The record is from RefSeq and is a predicted model, not a curated record. Gene Ontology annotation, biological process: actin filament severing; cell motility; actin filament fragmentation.
AAGCCAGGAUCCUCCCUUCCCGUUGUUCGUGUGUGCGACCCCCGACUGAACUGUGAGAUCCAGUUUAACGUUAACUCAGGCCUUGUGAAAGUGUCAAUAGUGCUUUAAUUUACGUGUCUUUUGAUACUGGAUACAACUUUACAAAAUGGCAUCUGGAGUCACCGUGGCGGACGUUUGUAAGACAACUUACGAGGAAAUAAAAAAAGAUAAGAAGCAUCGGUAUGUGAUUUUUUAUAUUAAAGACGAGAAGCAGAUCGACGUCGAAGUGAUUGGACCUCGUGAUGCAGCAUAUGACGCUUUUCUCGAAGACUUACAAAAGGGCGGAAGCGGGGAGUGCCGUUAUGGUCUCUUUGACUUUGAAUACACCCAUCAAUGCCAGGGUACAUCUGAGGCUUCUAAAAAACAAAAAUUAUUCUUGAUGUCGUGGUGUCCCGACACAGCGAAAGUGAAGAAGAAGAUGUUAUAUUCUAGUUCUUUUGAUGCAUUGAAGAAAUCAUUAGUAGGUGUACAAAAGUACAUUCAAGCAACGGAUCUUUCGGAGGCUUCCGAAGAGGCUGUGGAAGAAAAACUCCGAGCCACUGACAGGAACUAAGCACAAAAAAAAAAGAAGUAUUCAAUCAGUCCGAUAAUUAUUAUUAUUAAAGGAACAAAAAACCUCAAGUGGUCAACAAUACAGGAAUCUUCUUCCUAAAAAAGAAUGCUCCCGUAACCGUCGCAUCGGGGAUUCAACUUUUUACAUAUUUUUCAUCUUAAAGAUGCUUUUAUUGCUACACAUGUAUCAAGGGUUUUAAAUAGGGAUGGGAGGGCGGGAUAAAUCAACAAAAUAAUGUUUAACACAAAACAAAAAACAAACAAACAAUAGGGUUACAUUUUUCAUGCUGCGGACGAUGUGUGAAUCUGUCUGGUAAAAUAAUAAGAAUAUUAUACUAAUAUAAAUGGUAUAAAAUGCUGAUUGUAAAAGCGUGUGCAGUUUACAACCGGUCAAAACAGUAAGAAUGAGAGCAUUACAUUUUUUGUCACAAGCUGUAUAAUGUUUAAAUUAAAUUCAUUUCAUAAUGAUA